Molecule: messenger RNA, 1600 nt
Organism: Anolis carolinensis (green anole)
Lineage: Eukaryota; Metazoa; Chordata; Lepidosauria; Squamata; Anolidae
Product: zinc finger protein RFP
Exons: 7
Coding region: 64-1485 (473 amino acids)
Biological process (GO): protein ubiquitination; regulation of gene expression; innate immune response
Cellular component (GO): cytoplasm
Molecular function (GO): zinc ion binding; ubiquitin protein ligase activity; protein binding
Source: RefSeq, a predicted model, not a curated record
UCUGAGAAACGAAAGUAAGGCUUAGCUUUGUCUGUUCUUCGCAGUUGAGCAGUAUUGGCAGCCAUGGCCUCUGGAGAUCCUGUGAAGGAGCUCUGUGAGGAACUGUCCUGUCCCAUCUGCUUGGAGUAUUUCGCAGAGCCUGUGACCAUCUCCUGUGGGCACAACUUCUGCCAAUCAUGCCUGGAUCAAUGCUGGGAGGGGAAAGAGGCCUCCUGCCCACAAUGCAGAAAGAAAGUGCAGAAACGGGACAUCAGGCCAAACAGGCAGCUGGCAAACCUGGUGGGAAUAGCCAUGAAACUGGGGAGCCAGAAGGCAGAAGAGAAGGGGAGGGUCUGCCAGAGGCACCAGGAGCCCCUGAAGCUCUUCUGCAAGGACCAUGAAGCCCCCAUCUGUGUGGUGUGCGACAGGUCAAAGGAGCACAAAAACCACCAGGUGAUUCCUCUGGACGAGGCAUUGAAAGAGUACAAGGAUCAGAUUUGGAAUUUGCUGGAGCCUCUGAAGGAGGAAAGAGAGAAAAUCCUGGCCUACAAAGCGAAUACAGAAAAGGAAAUUGACGAUGUGCUUGAGAAAACCCAGCGAGAGAAGGAGAAGAUUGUGUCUGAAUUCAGACUCAUGCACCAGGUCCUAGAAGAACAAGAGAGGAAUCUGAUGGCAAAAAUGGAAGAGGUGGAGAAGGAGAUCAGUGCAAAAAAGGAGGGACAUCUCUCCAGACUCUCAGAAGAACUCUCCUCUCUCUCAAGUCUCAUCAAAGAUAUGGAGAAGAAGCACCAACAGCCAGCAAUUGAAUUCCUCCAGGAUAUUGGAAGCUUCUUCCAGGGGUAUCAGAAGAGGGAGAAAUGUGAGACUCCUGUGGUUUUUCCUCCUGCCCUGAAAUGGAAGAUCUGGGACUUCCAUGAUAUAAAUCCCUAUCUGGAGAGUAUCAUGAAGCAAUGCAGAGAGACUCUAGAAUCUGGACUGCAGCAGCAAAAAGCCCAUGUGACUCUGGAUCCAGACACAGCCCAUCCUCAGCUCAUCCUCUCUGAAGAUCGCAGACGUGUGACAUUUGGACAGAAACUGAAACGUCUUCCUGGCAAUCCUGAGAGAUUCAAGCUGUGUCUUUACGUGUUGGGCCAGGAGGGAUUCAGAGGAGGCAGGCAUUUUUGGGAAGUCCUUGUGGAGAAUGGGGAAAGAUGGUCUGUGGGAGUUGCCAGAAAGUCUGUGCAGAGAAAGGGCUCCAUUCCCGAUGGCCCUGAUGCUGGGAUCUGGCGAGUGGGAAAGUGGGGAAGUGUGUACAGAUUCUCCUCUGACAACGAUACAAACCUAUGUCUGAGCGAGGAGCCCAAGAGGAUCCGGGUGACUCUGAACUACGAAGGGGGUCGGGUGGCCUUUUACGACGCAGACUCAGCAGCCCUGAUCUAUGAAUACCCUUCAGCCUCUUUCUCAGGAGAGACCCUCCUCCCAUUCUUUUUUGUGGCCAGAAAUUCCCAACUGGAACUCUCUCCCUAAGGAUGGAGAACAAUGUCCAAAGACUCACACCAGCUGAGACACAAGAGGAGCUUUAUCACCAUAGAUCUGGGGUUGUUGCUUCUUUUUGUGAGACCUCUCUACUGACUGGGAGGCU